Molecule: messenger RNA, 1083 nt
Organism: Cladophialophora psammophila CBS 110553
Lineage: Eukaryota; Fungi; Ascomycota; Eurotiomycetes; Chaetothyriales; Herpotrichiellaceae
Exons: 1
Coding region: 1-1083 (360 amino acids)
Source: RefSeq, a predicted model, not a curated record
AUGGUAUCCAACUCCAGUGCCUCGUCGAGCCCGUUUUCGUCUGCAGCCGAAGGCAUAACUGGAGGAUACACGGGUGGCAGCCUCACGAUCAAAGUCAUGAUCGCAUUCUUCCUCGGUCUGGCAAUGUACAACGCUGUUGAGUUGCAGGUUCUCAUAUUCGGUACAUUCAAGAGGUUCCGGGGCUUGUACUUCUGGAGCUUGCUCAUAUCCAGCAUGGGCAUUUUCCCCUAUUGCAUAGGAUUCCUUUUCAAAUACUUUUCGAUUCUCACGAACGCAAAAUGGUUCUCCCUGCUGCUCUUGAGCGUGGGCUGGUAUCCGUUGAUUACAGGUCAAGCAAUUGUCCUCUAUUCGAGACUCCACCUUUUGUUGACAGGCGAGAGAAGAGACAAGAUUCUUAAGUGGACGAAAUGGAUGAUUAUUGUCGAUGCGAUUGUUCUGCAUAUACCGACGACAGUCCUGACAAUUGGUUCAAACAGUGACACACAUACCAAAGCCUUUGUGGACGGAUACAACGUGAUGGAAAAGGUCCAGAUGUGCGGCUUCUUUCUCCAAGAAGUCGUUUUGUCAUCGAUCUACAUUAUCGAGGCCAUUCGCAUACUUCGCUCUUCGGUCCAAAUGCACACCAAGAGACUCAUGUAUCAGCUGCUGGCGAUCAACGUCUUGAUUAUCACCUUGGAUCUGGGGUUGCUGGGUCUGGAAUGUGCCUCGCUCUACAUCCUCGAGACAAUCACGAAACCAGCCUUUUACUCCAUCAAACUCAAGCUUGAAUUCGCCAUUCUUGGGAAACUGGUCGAUUUCGUGGGCGGAAGGAACCCACCACCUCCGUUUGCGAGAGAUGAGAAGCGGAGCUCUUCCGCUUUGAAUGGAGGUACCGAUAUAUCUGAGUUUGUGGACCUGACAAAGGUCGGCACUGAUGUGACGAGGACAUCUCAGCCGUCGCAGCCGAAGCGAACCAGCACUUGGAGCAGGCCCGGCAUUCGGGGUCAGGACUUCGAUUUGGAGAUCGCAAGACUGGAGCACGUGGAGACACUUCCAUCAGAGGCGAGGAUACCCAACGGAGACUCUGCGUCCCCGAGGUAUUAG